This is a messenger RNA of Diceros bicornis minor, 1734 nucleotides long. Its product is annotated as protein EOLA1. Lineage: Eukaryota; Metazoa; Chordata; Mammalia; Perissodactyla; Rhinocerotidae. The record is from RefSeq and is a predicted model, not a curated record. Bases 466 to 942 code for a protein of 158 amino acids. The transcript is spliced from 4 exons.
GCCAGUGUACGCCUCAAAAAAGGGGCGUCAGCGUCUGAGCCAGGGCGGCGCGGUAGAAGAGCGGCGGCGCCUGUCACCUGUCAGCGGCCCUGGGUCUCCAGUUCCCGGGCGGCACCGGUGGCAGCGGCAGCGGCGCAGCCACCACGCGGGCCGGGCGCUCUGUCCUCUGACCGCGGCGCACGUCGUCUCCUCGCCUGGGCGUGGGAGGCGGUCGUCCCACCGCUGGCUGCCUUGGCAGGCCACGGGGAGGCGGAGGAUUGUCUUGCCCGGUGGCCUCAGCCGGGUCGGCCCAGCGCGCCCGAGACUCGCUUGGCCGGUGGGGCCGGGAGCCGCGAGACCCGCACCGCCCGAAAGGAUCCAGGACUCAGCCCUCCGCGGGACGGUGAAGAAGCUGAGACAAGAGGAACAGCCUUUCCUCCUCAGGCCACCAAGCAGGCCACCGGAGGCAAGAGAAGCCCUGGGGAGAUGAAGUUCAGCUGCCUCUCCUUCCGGCAGCCCUAUGCAGGUUUUGUCUUAAAUGGGGUCAAGACCCUGGAGACGCGUUGGCGUCCCCUGCUGAGCAGCCACCGCAACUGUACCAUCGCCAUCCACAUUGCUCACAGGGACUGGGAAGAUGCCGCCUGGAGGGAGCUGCUGGUGGAGAGGCUGGGGCGGACCCCCGCUCAGAUUCAGGCCUUGCUCUGGGAAGGGGAAAAGUAUGGCCGUGGAGUAAUUGCUGGGCUCGUUGACGUUGGGGAAACUUUGCAGUGCCCAGAGGACUUAGCUCCUGAUGAGGUUGUGGAACUGGAAAGUCAAGCUGUACUGACCAACCUGAAGCAGAAGUUCCUGACUGUGCUUUCAAACCCCAGGUGGUUACUGGAGCCCAUACCCAGGAAAGGCGGAAGGGAUAUCUUCCAGGUAGACAUCCCAGAGCACCUGAUCCCCUUGGGGCAGGAGGCCUGAUGAACGUGGGCUCCUCAGAGGAAGGUACUGAGAAACCAGCUAAGUCGUAACCCAUCAACUUGCCAUCAUACUGCGGACGUGGAAAUCAGGUUCGAUGUCGAUUGGCACCGCAGUGGAGGGCGCUACCCACCAUGUGCUGUGCGUGUAAACAGAUUUCUCCACUGGGAUGCAGGGACGAGGAAGCGGGACUUUGCUUGCAAGAUGCCUCUCUAGGCUCAGGAACAGUCUCAAGGACUUUGACCUUCAGGAAAAAGGGAAGGGAAAGCUGCCAGUAAAUGUCUUGGCCUUGCCACUAAUUUUGGUCCAGCUGAUUUCUGGAUUCUACGAAGAAAUAUCUUUUAAGAGAAGUCGUUAGUGUUCUCCCCUCUCUUUGUUCUGGUCGAACUCAGAAUGUUUGAAAAACAUCCAGGGGACGUUGUGUGAAGGCUGGGAGUGGGUGCUGAAAGAUCGCUCGAGAGUGACCAGCCCUGGAUGGCCUCAUUCCUGGUGAAGGGGACAUCAGACUUGGACCCAGAGCAGCUGUGUGUCCUUGCAAAUGACUGUUGCUCUGUUGUCAAGUGUCCCGUGGCUCACGGAGCAUGCGUGUUUGACAUGUCGCACAGCUACUUCAUGUCCUUCCUGUCUAAAUACAGCUCUCUUGGAUGAGUGAUAGGUAGUGUUGUUUAUUUUGUGGGAAAUCUUUUUUUCUUUCUUUCUUUUGGCCGUUUCUUAGCAAGGUUUCUAGUGGUUGUUACCUGUGAGGAUGACGGGCUUUCCCCCAGGCAUUGACUGGAAUGACCUGCCUCUUCUGAG